AUGGCGGCAAUCAGGACGAUGACGAACAUGUUCCUGCGCGAAAUAAUCCAUCACCCGCUUCUCUUUCACUCGUCAUCGAAAUCGUGUCAAUUUCUUUUGCCUUCCCUCCGUCGCAGUACCGGAACUGUUCUGGUUCACUCAAAUCCCCGAUUCGGAUCCUUCCGAUGUGCGGCUUCGACCUCCGGUGGAGGAAAUGGUGAUCGGAAGGUUUCUUCACGGUUGUCUCAGGUGCAACAGAUGCUUCAUGAGGCGGAGGAGAGGGCUAAUUCCGCCGGCAAUGAGCCUACUCCUCAAAUCACACUAGACCAUGUUACACUUAACUUUGCUAGAAGUGGUGGUCCUGGAGGCCAGAAUGUGAACAAAGUGAAUACCAAAGUGGAUAUGCGAUUCAAUGUGAAAAACGCUUACUGGCUAAGUGACAGGACCAGAGAGAAAAUCAUACAGACGGAGAAGAAUCGAAUCAACAAGGACGGUGAGCUUGUGAUAUCUUCAACCAAAACCAGAACGCAGAAAGGCAACAUCGACGAUGCACUUGCUAAACUACAGGAGAUAAUUGAUGCGGCUUCAUAUGUUCCACCACCACCAUCAGAAGAACAGAAGAAGAAAAUUGUAAAGAUGGCUGCGAAAGCUGACAAUAAACGACUUAAAAGCAAGAAAGUUCUUUCGGACAAGAAAGCUGCGAGAAGAGACCGAAGUAGUUGGGAUUAA
Molecule: messenger RNA, 708 nt
Organism: Thlaspi arvense
Lineage: Eukaryota; Viridiplantae; Streptophyta; Magnoliopsida; Brassicales; Brassicaceae
Source: the annotation of a GenBank genome assembly